Elaeis guineensis (African oil palm) is the source of this 2178-nucleotide messenger RNA. RefSeq lists its product as uncharacterized. The record is from RefSeq and is a predicted model, not a curated record. NCBI's taxonomy places the organism in Eukaryota, Viridiplantae, Streptophyta, Magnoliopsida, Arecales, Arecaceae.
AGCCAUGAUCCAAUGCCGAGACUCAAUGACUACUCCUUAGGUAUCGGCGACUCCAAUGCUCUUCGCUGCGGUCGCUCUUCGGUGAACGGUGAUGGGAUACCUACUCGUUCAUGUCCUUCCUUUAUUAUAUGUUUUUAUUUUAUAUUCUAGUUUUUCUCUAAAAAAAAGAAAUUAGGCAAGCGAGAGGCGGAGAAACUCAGUCGCCCUCACGCCUCCAUUGCCAGAUCCGAAACAACCCAUAAAAACCCUAAUUCACACUCGAAUUUCCUAUCGUCGUGCCCUCGGACCGAGAACUCCGUCGAGAAAUCUAGGGUUUGGAUCCCUUUUUCUUCCCCUUUCCCAUCCGAAAUGGUCCUCUCCGGCGGCUCCUCUUCCGCCCGCGGCCACGGCGUCGAUCGCUUCUACAACCCUCCGGCCAUCCGCCGCCAGCUCCAGCAGCAACAGCAGCAGCAGCAGCAGCAGCAACAAUCGCUUCAACGGCCGGCGAAGGCCCGGCCGCCGCCAGCGCCGGCGCCGCCGGCGGAAUCGGACGACUCGUCGUCGAAGCCAUCGGUGUCGUCGUCGCCCUCCUCGUCUCCAUCGCCGAGGCCGGCGCUGCCGGCCGGGAACUUGGAACGUUUCCUCCAGUCGACCACCCCAUUCGUGCCCGCUCAGUACUUCCCCAAGACGAACGUCAGAAGGUGGAGGAAUUGCGAUGCGGCGGAGUUGGGCCCGUAUUUUAAUCUUGGAGAUCUUUGGGAGUCGUUCAGGGAGUGGAGUGCUUAUGGAGCAGGGGUGCCGUUGGUUUUGAACGGGAGCGACAGUGUAAUCCAGUACUAUGUGCCAUUCUUGUCCGGUAUCCAGCUGUUCGUGGAUCCGUCGAGGCCUAGCUUGAAUGCAAGGUAUGCCUGGGUCUCCGACCAAAAUAUAGCAUGGCCACCUGGUGAGGAAAGUGAUGGUGAUAUUUGCCAGGAUACAAGUAGUGAUGGCAGUAGUGAGAGUGAAACCGAGCGACUCAUUAUUGGUAUAAGAGAAUCCUUGAAUAACACCAGCCACGUGGGCCAAGAAGGCUUUUCUAGUGAUGACAGUGAGACUUCGAACCAAAUUCAGCUACCCAUAUUUGAGUACUUAGAGCGCGAUCCACCAUAUGGAAGACAACCUUUAGCAGACAAGAUUUCUGCGCUUGCAAGUAAAUUUCCUGAGUUAAAGACCUAUAGGAGUUGUGAUCUGCUUCCAUCCAGUUGGGUCUCUGUAGCUUGGUACCCUAUAUAUAGGAUACCCACAGGACCCACAUUACAAGAUUUGGACGCAUGCUUUUUGACAUUCCACUCACCGUCCAGGCCUUUGAAAAAUAAUACCAGCAAUGGAUAUUCUGAGAGUUUUGGUUCUUAUGACAUUAGGAAUGUCAACAGCUCCACUGACAUUUCUGGGAAGAUACCACUACCUGUAUUUGGGCUUGCGUUGUACAAGUUCAAUGGUUCUAUUUGGACCACAAAUGGGGUCUACGAGCAGCAGCUAGCAAGUUCUCUUUUGCAAGCUGCUGACAAGCGGCUUCGUCGUCUACAGGUGGAUCAUCCAGACUACCGUUUCUUCCUCUCCCACUACAAUUCAUCUGGGAGGUGAUGGUUCCAGAGUUCUAGAAGUGCUGCUUUCUGAAAAAUGGUGCAUCAAUCCAACCCCUUGUUUGAGAACCUUCGAUCACCAAUGCCCCCAUGUAAUGCCUGCUGCUUUUUGUUCCCAUUUUGCAAGGAGAUGGGUCUGCAAAUUUCUCAAAUCACAGUUGAUAUAUGAUUUUGGAGUUACUAUAGAUAAUUGCCAUGCACUGUUGAAAGUAAACGCCGCAAAAUAUGAUGGCUGUGGAAUUCAUGGACAUGAAAGAACAGAAUUGUGGUACAGAACUAAGAUGUAGAGGACAUUGGCGUUCCAAUGCACCAUAAACUACUGUGGUGGAUGACAUCACAAGUGGUAGGUUGCUGGUCCAUGCAAAGAAAGGGCACCACACUUUUUUUGGGGUUUGUUUUGAUGAUAAAUGAUGUCUAUCCACAUAAUAUGUAACGAUGAUGAUGACGAAAAUAUCUUAGGAUAUAUGCUUAUGUGCCUGAUAUAUUUAAAUAUCAGAGGCUAAUUGUAGAUGUUAGGGCAAGUCAAUAAUUUGUAUUUUUAGAUUUCAAUAAUGCAAAUUAUGUUCUUGAUUAAUAU